UAUUACUAAAGGUAAACUUAAUUCCAUUUUACUUUUUUUUUUCUUUUACAACCCUAUUUUAGGAUUGUUUUAAUUGAGCAUUAUGUUAGAUUACCCAAAAAAAAAUGUAGAAAAAGGCAGCUGUAGUGAUGGAUGAUUGUUGCUGGCUUCCACUGUCUAGAUACAGGGGUGUCAAACUCAUUUUUGUCACGGGCCACAUCGUAGUUAUGACUUCCCUCGGAGGGCUGCUACGACUUUGAACCCAUAUAGAUGAAAGAUUACCUCAUAUACUGUACGUACACAUUGAUGAAUAACCAGUUUUGAAAUCACAUGCCAAUAAAAGCAUGUUUUGCAGCUAUUGCAUUUCCUUUCAAAGGGGGAUUGGUAGCAAACAAACAAAAAUGCUUGCAACUAUCUCAACGGUAUUACACCAGAACACAAUUAGCAGUUUUGAUCUGCUUUUGCGGGCCACAUGAAAUGAUGUGGCGGGCCGCAUCUGGCCCCCGGGCCACCAGUUUGACAGCCGUGGUCUAGGAGGUGUUCCCAAUGUUUUGGCACGAUGGCUGUGAGAGAACCCCACGGGGGAGGGACUCGCGAGUUUUGAAUGAAGUCACCGCAGUGUGGAGCCUGCCUUCAUCCUUCACUCCUGCAUGUUGAGGUUCUGCUCGUGCUCUUCUCGUUUGUGACUCUUUCAAACAAUGCCAUGGAGGAGUUGCGCUCCGGAGCGGCGGUGGAGAAAUAAGUAAGGCCGAGGCUUCCGGAGGAAGGAUGGAGAGCACGAGCGAGCGGUCCAUGAUGGGCCGCACCAUGAUCCCCACCAUCCCGUCCAUCAUGUUCAUCUUCGGGGUGGUGGGCAACGUCAUCGCCAUCGCGGUGCUGUGCAAGUCCCGCAAGGAGCAGAAGGAGAGCACCUUCUACACGCUGGUGUGCGGCCUGGCCGUCACCGACCUCCUGGGCACGCUGCUGGCCAGCCCGGUCACCAUCGCCACCUACGUGAAGGGCGCCUGGCCCGGCGGGGAGCCCCUGUGUCAGUACUUCGGCUUCACCUUGAUCUUCUUCUCCCUGGCCGGCCUCAGCAUCAUCUGCGCCAUGUCCGUGGAGAGAUACAUGGCCAUCAACCACGCGUACUUCUACAACGACUACGUGGACCAGAGGCUGGCCGGCUUGAGCCUCCUGGCCAUCUACGCGUCCAACGCGCUCUUCUGCGCGCUGCCCGUGCUGGGCUUCGGCCGCGUCCAGAAGCAGUACCCGCAGACGUGGUGCUUCCUGGAGUGGCGGAGCAACGAGACGAGCGACGCGGCCUUCAACUUCAUGUACGCCGGCUUCAGCUCGGCGCUCAUCCUGGCCACGGUGCUGUGCAACGUGCUGGUGUGCGGGGCUCUCAUCCGCAUGCACCGCCUCUACGUGCGGAGGACGUCGCUGGGCACCGACCUCAGCCGGAGCAGCGUCGACUCGCGCAAGAGGGGCCGAAGUUUCGGGCGUCUGGCCGCCGCCGAGAUCCAGAUGGUCAUCCUGCUCAUCGGCACCUCGGCAGUGGUGCUCAUCUGCUCCAUUCCGCUUGUUGCUCAGGUUUUUCUGAACCAGCUCUAUAAGACUCCGGUAGAACUGCGCUUGGACAAAAACCCCGACCUGACGGCCAUUCGGUUCGCCUCCUUCAACCCCAUUCUGGACCCAUGGAUCUACAUCCUGCUGCGCAAGGCCGUCGUCCGCCAACUAGUGGAGAACAUCAAGUGCCUCUUCUGCAAGACUGGCGCCAGGAACCAGAAGAAGAGCAACAACGGCGGCCUCCGCUGCAUGGACGCCGCGCCCCAUCCACUUUCCUCGGUCGUCUCCAAGCGAGACUCCCACUCACCUGUGUCUCAUGACGGUCCAGAGAUCAGCUCCGAGACUUUAAUGUACCUCCCGCAGAGAAGCGAGGCACACGGCGAGAGCUGCUGUCACAAUCAGAACUUAGAAGGUCUUUCGUGGGCGUCGUCGUGCGAGCAGGGCAAUGUGGCCCCAAGGACAGAGGGUGCCCAUGUGCCAAGGGGCCCUCAUGCUUCCCCCGCUAAGGACCCCGGCCUACAGAUGUCACUCAGCACGGUAACCAUGGAGGAAAAAUGCAUCUGAACUUGUAUUGACUUCGGUGGGUGUUCAAAAUUGAGCCCAUGUAGAAGGAAGAACUGAGUCAUAUCUCACAGGCAGUCAGUCAAGAAAAAGAAUUCAAACAAUGAAGACUUUAGCUCUGUUACCUCACAGCAAGAAGGUCUGGAAUGUUGAACUUCCAAGCAGUUCACAUUGUAUCCCAUAAAUGGUUAAACUGACUUCAAAACCCUGCUGUACAUGAGCUACAAACUGAAUUGAAUUGAACUGAACAGGAUCGAACUAUUUUUUAUUCUUGAGCGGUGGUGAUGGUUCCAUCGUGACUCAGUUGCAAAAACGGAAAAUAAUUUGUAUGCUUGUCCCGUCGUUUGUUAGCUAGCAGCUCAUUCCUGGUUCAGAUGUUAGCAAUGGAAGGAAAGGACUCUACCAUUUGAAAUCUGGGUGUGGGGGGCACUUUCUUUGUGAUAUACAUGACCAAAAGACAGUCAUUUCCUCUAACUAAAAAUCAUGGAGCUUUGUAGUUUUGUUUGUCAGUCUGUAUAUUAGCUAGCUGCUACUUCAUCAGGAUUUGUGACGAAAAAGAAAACAGUUCCAUUAUUAUUCAAAUGGGAAAACCUGAAAUAAACAUUCCUCUAGGAAAAGUGCAAAUUGUAUUUGUAUACAUAUUUGUCCAGGACAGGACUACCAUUGGAAUUCUUGUGUGGGGAGGACAGUUUUCUUUGCGACAAAAACAACAAAAGAAAAUGCAUUCCUCUAAUACAAGCGAAAGAAAAUCACAAAGGGCCAUCAAGCCAUCCAUUUUCUAUAGCGCUUGUCCUCAUUAUGGUCGAGAGUGAGCUGGAGCCCAUCCCGGCUGAAUUUGGGCGAGACAUGCGGUGUGCACCCUGAACAUUGCAUCAUCAAAGAGAGCAAGGUAUUUUCAACACUUUAUAAUGGUCAAUAAUUUGAAAACAAAAAAUAACAAACCCGCCCGGGGACUGACCAAUAGUAUGGAUUCGGGAAAAAUAUUUAACUGCCCAAAUUUGGACAGGCAGGUUUCGCCCCAAUGCCAGUGACUAUAUACAAACACACUUAUUGGAACUCCACCAUAAACCGAGGACCCCUCUAUGUGCAUGAUGCGUUGCCGUGUGUAACUCUCACUUAUAUUGACUUUAGGUGAAAGAAAUGUAAUAAAUCGCUCACUUCUGUCUUGAACUCUUCUUUGUUGCUCCUCUCACCGGCACAAUGAAUACACAUUUAAGUCCGAGAACUGCACAUUGUGAUGAAAAACCCAUCUACGCAUCCAUUUUUUUAUGCUGCUUGUCCGCAUUCGCGGUCGCGGGUGAGCUGGGGCCAAUUCCAACUGACUUUGGGGUGAGAGGCGGGGUACACUCAAUAGAAAUAAGCCCUCGGAUAGUAUUCUUUUUUUAUAUAUAAAAACCUCGCUGAUGAUACUUGACUGUAUGUCUGAACCCCAAACUAUGAGGCAAAUGUGCUAACCACUGCUUCACCGUACUGCUGAUGGAAUGCCCUAAUGGUGUUGUUUUUUUUUUUUUGUCCAGCAAUUAGCUACUGUAUCUAUUUAUUGCGCUCAAGGCUGGGGGGAAAAGAAAUCCACAAAUGUUCCAUGCAAGUAAAGUGUGUAGUUUUUGCAUAAUUCUGCUUAUUAACUAACAAAUGGCGAUCAAAACAAAUACAUCGGCGCCUUUGGGCUUGUUUGAAUAAAUGAUUUGCCUCUCAA
Molecule: messenger RNA, 3781 nt
Organism: Phyllopteryx taeniolatus (common seadragon)
Lineage: Eukaryota; Metazoa; Chordata; Actinopteri; Syngnathiformes; Syngnathidae
Gene: ptger4a
Product: prostaglandin E receptor 4 (subtype EP4) a
Exons: 2
Coding region: 748-2088 (446 amino acids)
Biological process (GO): adenylate cyclase-activating G protein-coupled receptor signaling pathway; cellular response to prostaglandin E stimulus; negative regulation of inflammatory response
Cellular component (GO): plasma membrane
Molecular function (GO): prostaglandin E receptor activity
Source: RefSeq, a predicted model, not a curated record